AUGGCUCCAAAACGAAAAAGAAACUCGGGUUCAUCAUCAACCAAGAAAAAGAAAGACAAGGAAUCAUCAUCAACAACAAAUGACAAUACUAGUGUUGCUUCAUCAUCGGGAAAUGGUCAGGAAACUCCAACCUUGCCACCAGUUUUGUCUAACAGCUCCGAUAUUGUUGGAGAGUCAUCAUCGACCAACCACAAUGGAGAAAGUGCAAAAUCAUCAUCGGAAGUUGUAAAUGGAUCAGUGCCAGAGGUAAAGAAGGAGGAAGAACAACAAUUACCAAAUGGACAGUUGGAGGAAGAAUCAUCCACCAAGAAACGAAAGUUAACUCCAACAGAAAAUACCAUUCCAGAGAUUCCAAGAAGAAAAUUUGAAAUGGUGUUAAAGAAGUCCGAGUCAAGGAAGUCAGAUAAGCCUUUUCGAUUUACACCACUAAGCACACCAACAAUAUCCACAAAAACUCAUGUCACCGAGUGUGCCAAGCCAACAUGUUAUUUGUGUCAAAUUCAAAAACAACGAAGUGGCAGCCCUGAACCCCUUCCAUCCGUAGACCCUGUUGAAAUAAGCAUUGAAAAUUAUUUGGACAAUUUUUGUGAACAGCACAAGGCAGCAUUGUCUGUAACCGAUAACAAAACACCUAAUUUAAAAUCAAUAUCAGACAUGAUUUUAAGUACUUUAAUUUCUGCUAAGGAUUCUGAAGAAGAAGAAUUACAUGGGGAUGAAAUAUUUAAAUUUGAAAAAAAAGUGGACAUGUUUUCUGGUAUUGCUCCUUCACUAAUUAUUAGGCUCUUCUCUUCAUAUUUUACGAUUGAAGUUCCAAAAACUAAUGAUGUGACUAGUAUUCCAUCCACUUUAUCAACAAGACAAACCAUGAUCAAAUAUAAUGAAGCAACCAAAGCUUUCCUUACAGCAAUUGCUAAAUGUAAAUUAACCCCUGAUUUAGUAGAAGAACUUCGAGAACUUAAUUGUACAUUUUAUGAUGGUUCUGCAGUCGUACAAGUUACCGAUAUGCGAGUAACCGAUCCAACAAACAAAAAGACACCUCACCCUACUCAAGUUAUUCUUUUGAAGCCUGAACCCACCAACUUGGAAAAACAGAUUUGUGAAUUUAUUGAAGAAAAUCUUGGAGAAUCCGAUCAACUUUCAUCGAGUCAACGAUUGGAAGUGAUGCAGAAAAUUCUCAACGCGGUCAAGAGUGAACCUAGUGACAUUUUAAAUAACAAGUCUUCCUCCCUCUGCCUAAAUCCCGAUCCAAAGGUUGGAAUCCUUGCUAAUGCCAUACAUUACAACAACACAAAACAGUUUUUCAGAAGAAGAACAAGGCCCAAACACCACUACUUUAAUUACUCACAGAAAAAUCAAGCUGCUACAGAAAAUGUAACACAACCUUCUGUGAUUGGACAAAAACAAGAACAUCACUUACUUAACUUUAUUGUUAACACAAAAACAUGGAGCGAGAGUUUACUUUCGAGAAAGGAAAAGGCAACAAUUUUACAUCUCCCCAACAAUGCGAACAAGAAAAAGAAACAAAAACUUUCAUCAAAGCAGCGUAAGAGCAAGGAAAAUGAAAUAUUCCCUCGAAAUCAACAAUCAGAAUCGGUUCCUGCUGAAUAUGUCAGACUGAAUGAAGCUAGCUUAGUGAACAACAAGCCACCCAACAGAUGUCGUAUUCUCAAAUUUGAAUCCUACGACAAACAAAAAACAUGGCGUGUUGACAUCAUUCCUCAUUUGGAAAUGGGCGUGGAGCAUUCGAAAAAGUUUGAGGCGUUUAUUUUACCUCCUCAUACCACCAAUCCAAACAGUCAACAGCAAAUUUAUCCAGCUGAACAACCAUCAUGUUGUGUCAUUGGAGGAAGACAUGCUGCCGAACUCUACGCAAGAAGGUUGAAAGAUAUGUUCACAAGUAAUGGCAAAACAAAACUCAUGAUGGAUCACGAGCUUGAUUUGCAAUCUUACAUUUCAGACAGUAGAUUGCCAAAACCACCACUUCUUUUACAAAGAUUGAACAAGUAUCAUCCAUCAAUGCAGAGCAUGAAACCACAACCCAAUCAACCUGCACAAGGAAAUGUGCAAGCCACACCUGGAACUGUUCCACCUGGCACAAACUUUAUCAAUCAACCACAACCCAAUACAGCAGGAGUUGCUACAAUGGUGCAGGGUGCUGGUGCUCAGCCUCCACCAUCAACAUCCAAUGCUACUGUUGCAGCCAAUGGUGGAACAAUGUUUGCAAAACCAAUGAUUACAACUGUCGGAGGUACAGUGAUUCCUGCAGGUGGUGUCACUAGAACUGUCACAGGCACAAUUCCACCAACUGCAACUACAGCCCAACUUGGAGCAAAUGCUGUUGUCCAAAACAUCCACCCUAACAUGUUUGCGGUCUCUGGAAACAUCUUGUUAAACACCAUGUUGAGUCGUAGCGGGUAUCCAGCAACAAAUUUCAGCUACUUGCUCACUCCUACUGGAGGAAUUGGAGGAGGAACUGCAACCAUUAAUCCCAACUUUUUAAUGAGACCAGGUACAACUCUACCAACUGGUGUGACCAUAAACCCUGCUACUGGUCAACCAACUGUAACUAAUCAACCAGCUCAACCACAGAAUAACAAUACCAACAAAUAA
Messenger RNA from Naegleria lovaniensis, 2610 nucleotides. RefSeq lists its product as uncharacterized. Gene Ontology annotation, biological process: regulation of transcription by RNA polymerase II. Bases 1 to 2610 code for a protein of 869 amino acids. Gene Ontology annotation, cellular component: SAGA complex. The transcript has a single exon. The record is from RefSeq and is a predicted model, not a curated record. NCBI's taxonomy places the organism in Eukaryota, Heterolobosea, Eutetramitea, Acrasida, Naegleriidae. Gene Ontology annotation, molecular function: transcription coregulator activity.